UGAAUUACUUUAAUUAGUCAUAAUUACAGAAAUUACAUUUUUUUCGCUUUUUUUUGCAACGUGUGUCAAAAUUAUGUUAAUACCAAUCGACAAGUAUGGAGACAAAAAUCACCAGAUUAAUGAAUUUGGCAAGAAUUUCGGCUUUACAUUUUACAUUCUUUUUUAAAAAAGAGCGUCUAUACAACAAAAAUAAUUAUAAUGCAAUUUAUCAUUUUCGCUUAAUUGUUUCUGUGUCAGUAGACGCUCAAGCGGAUCUCCCCACCUGAUCUGUCAAAGAGUGAGGUUAUAUUUUUAUUUACACUUUUUAUAAAUUUAACAUCGUUUCAACCCUUUUUGCGUCUCCUAACUGUAUUAUUUAACGUAUCCACCCGGUGACGUAAAAACAAACUAAAAACUUUUUACAUAAAAAAAAUGAAUGGUGUUAAUGGAGGUGAACUUGACGCCCUGUUGGCAACUUUCUCCACUGUCCAAAAGUACCGUUAUUCCACUUGUUUACAACAUGCACGUAUGACGAAUGGGUGAAAUGGCCCCAGAAGCAGCAAAUUCACACAAGAGUUCUUGGUGGCUCAUUUUUGGGGCAGUUUGCGCCCUCACUUUAACCACAAGGUUUUAUAAAAUCGCAGAACCCGAUCAUGUUUGCUGGGAUGAGACUCAUUUUGGAAAAAUGGGGAGCUGGUACAUUAAUAGGACGUUCUUCUUUGAUGUACAUCCACCCCUGGGCAAGAUGUUAAUAGGGCUUUCUGGGUACUUGACGGGCUAUGAUGGGACGUUUGCUUUUGAUAAACCAGGUGAUAAGUAUGACAACACCAGCUACUUAGGAAUGAGAGUGUUUUGUACCGCUUUGGGGGCCACCCUGAUCCCCAUGGCGUUCCUAAUUGUUGAAGAGACCACACAGUCAAUCACAGCGGCCACUUUUGCCGCUUUAUUAAUUUUAUUUGAUGUGGGGAUUUUAACGUUAACUCAGUACAUAUUGUUGGACCCCAUUUUAUUAUGUUUCAUAAUGGGCUCAAUCCUGGGAGCUGUAAAAGUAUCAUCGCGUCGAAUCCAAGAGUUCUCCGUGUCAUGGUGGCUGUGGCUAAUCUUCACAGGCACAAUGUUAGCGUGUUGUGUUUCUGUGAAAUUCGUAGGGCUUUUUGUGGUAUCACUAGUGGGUCUCAUGACUACAGCGGACUUGUGGAAAAUUCUUGGUGACAUGACACGACCAGUGACGGCCACUGUUAAGCAUUUAGUAGCAAGAGGAAUUUGUCUUAUAAUGUGGCCGGUGAUCCUUUAUAUCACGUUCUUCUACAUCCAUCUGGCGGUUUUAAACCGCAGCGGAAAUGGAGAUGGGUUCUAUAGCUCGGCUUUUCAGUCUCAACUCAUUGGGAAUAGUCUGCACAAUGCCAGUAUGCCUCGGCAGGUGGCGUACGGGGCGCUAAUCACCUUGAAGAACCACCGGACUGGAGGCGGGUACCUCCACUCCCAUUACCAUUUGUACCCAGAAAAUGUGGGCGCCAGGCAGCAACAAAUCACCACUUACACCCACAAAGACGACAACAACAAAUGGCUGAUCAAAAAAUACAACACCGAAGACACCAGCGGUAUCGUGGUGGUCCGCAGUGGCGACCUCGUCCGACUAGAACACGUACCAACAAAGCGCAACCUCCACUCGCACAAAGAACAAGCUCCGAUUACAAAAAAGCACUUCCAAGUGACAGGAUACGGGGAAAACGGCACCGGAGAUGCCAACGACGUGUGGAGAGUAAGUGUGGUAGGCGCCAGAGACGGCACCGAAGUCACCGCCGUAAGCAGCAAACUCAAAUUCGUGCAUUACUUGCAAUCGUGCGUUUUGACGACCAGCGGCAAGCAGUUACCCAAAUGGGCCUACGAACAACAGGAAGUUUCCUGUAAUCCGAAUCUCAGAGAUCCUAAUGGAGUGUGGAACGUGGAAGAGAACGUCUUCGAAAAAUUACCUAAUGUCAGUUUUGAAGUUUACGCUCCCAGUUUCUUGGAACGGUUUCUGGAGUCGCACGCUGUGAUGUUUCAAGGGAAUGCGGGUCUUAAACCUAAGGAGGGGGAGAUAACGUCGCGGCCGUGGCAGUGGCCAAUCAAUUAUCGGGGACAGUUCUUCUCGGGGUCCAGUUACCGGGUUUACCUUCUCGGGAAUCCAGUGAUUUGGUGGAGUAACUUGGGUUUUCUUUUUGUUUUCGUGGUAAUUUUUGCGUGUAACGCGAUUCGGCAGCAGCGGGGGUACAUUAAGUCGUUUUCUGAAGCCAAUAAGGACAAGUUGGUGGCUUGUGCGUGGUUGUUUUUAGGGUGGCUUUUGCAUUAUGUGCCGUUUUGGGCGAUGGGCCGGGUUUUGUAUUUCCAUCAUUAUUUUCCCGCGCUGCUGUUUAACUCCAUGAUUACAGGUAUUAUCAUCGAUUAUUUGUUGGAAGAAAUACCGAAGUUCUUUGGGGAAAAAUUCGGUAAUGUUGUUUACCACACUCUGGUGGCGCUCGUGCUAUCCACCGUGGUCUACAGUUUUUAUUUAUUUUCGCCGCUUACGUACGGAAUGAGCGGCCCCAACGCCAACGAACCCAACUCGACCAUGUAUGGCCUAAAAUGGUUGGACACUUGGGAAUUCUGAUUCAUGAUAUUGCCUAGACUGUAAAUUUUUAUAAAAAAAAUAAAUCCAUACAUACAUUAA
This is a messenger RNA of Zophobas morio, 2668 nucleotides long. It is a transcript of the gene twisted, whose product is annotated as twisted. Gene Ontology annotation, molecular function: dolichyl-phosphate-mannose-protein mannosyltransferase activity. Gene Ontology annotation, cellular component: membrane; endoplasmic reticulum. The coding region runs from base 515 to 2608 and encodes 697 amino acids. Gene Ontology annotation, biological process: protein O-linked glycosylation via mannose. The record is from RefSeq and is a predicted model, not a curated record. The transcript has 11 exons. NCBI's taxonomy places the organism in Eukaryota, Metazoa, Arthropoda, Insecta, Coleoptera, Tenebrionidae.